AUGGCCUCAAAGUUUUUGAGAGAGUACAAGCUUGUUGUUGUUGGCGGUGGUGGAGUCGGGAAGUCAUGCUUGACCAUCCAGUUGAUACAGAGCCAUUUCGUCGAUGAAUAUGAUCCUACGAUUGAAGAUUCCUACCGCAAGCAAUGCGUGAUUGACGAUGAGGUUGCACUGCUCGAUGUCCUUGAUACCGCGGGCCAGGAAGAAUACUCGGCGAUGAGAGAGCAAUACAUGCGAACGGGUGAAGGCUUCCUACUGGUGUAUAGCAUCACGAGCAGGCAGAGUUUCGAGGAAAUCUUGACGUUCCAGCAGCAAAUUUUGAGAGUCAAGGAUAAGGAUUAUUUCCCAAUCAUCGUGGUGGGCAACAAGUGUGAUUUGGAAAACGAGAGACAAGUUACGAAGCAAGAGGGUGAAGCAUUGGCGCGCUCCUUCGGCUGCAAAUUCAUCGAGACAUCAGCAAAAUCCCGCAUCAACGUCGACAACGCAUUCUACGAUAUCGUCCGCGAGAUCAGACGCUACAACAAGGAGAUGGCAGGCUACACAGCAGGCGGAGGAAGUGGUUCAGGAAGCGGGGGACCGUCAGGCAAGAUGGAAGUGAGCGAAGGCGAGAAGGACCGAGGCUGCUGCGGAUGCUGUGCGAUCAUGUAG
Molecule: messenger RNA, 645 nt
Organism: Hyaloscypha bicolor E
Lineage: Eukaryota; Fungi; Ascomycota; Leotiomycetes; Helotiales; Hyaloscyphaceae
Product: ras family protein
Exons: 4
Coding region: 1-645 (214 amino acids)
Biological process (GO): signal transduction
Cellular component (GO): plasma membrane
Molecular function (GO): GTP binding; GDP binding; GTPase activity
Source: RefSeq, a predicted model, not a curated record